This is a messenger RNA of Sardina pilchardus (European sardine), 1877 nucleotides long. RefSeq names its product ankyrin repeat and SOCS box containing 4 (gene asb4). Gene Ontology annotation, biological process: positive regulation of transcription by RNA polymerase II; intracellular signal transduction. The transcript is spliced from 5 exons. The record is from RefSeq and is a predicted model, not a curated record. Lineage: Eukaryota; Metazoa; Chordata; Actinopteri; Clupeiformes; Clupeidae. The coding region runs from base 119 to 1456 and encodes 445 amino acids. Gene Ontology annotation, cellular component: nucleus. Gene Ontology annotation, molecular function: protein binding; transcription cis-regulatory region binding.
AUUAGUGAAUGUGUGUGUGUGAGACAGACAGACAGUGUGUGUGUGUGUGUGUGUGUCUGUAUAUGUGUGUGUGUGUGUCUGACAUCAUUACCCAGCGUCCGUCACGGUCCGUCAUGCAAUGGGACUUAUUUUCUCCAAUGAUGACGCGGUGAGCAGAGGGCCCGUCCCCAAACGAGUGUCCAUGGAGGUGUUAAGGGCGUCCAAGAAGGAGGCCGUCCAGCAGCUGAAGGCCGACUUCCUGCGAGCUCUGCAGGAAGACGACGCUGAAGAGGUCAAGACGAUCCUCGACACCACCAGCAUAGACAUAGACACUGUGUUAGAAGUGGAGGACAACAACAUGGUCCUGGCCUCCUACAAGCAAGGCAACUGGUUGCCUGACUACAAGUUGGAGUGCUCGUGGGCGAUGGGUAUCCACGUGUGCAUGAUGUACAACUCCCUGGAGUGCGCGCACGUUCUGUUGGAGAGUGGAGCCGCCAUCAACCUCAUGCCCAACGGCAAGACGCCGCUGCAUGUGGCCUGCGCGGCCUCGCACGUCGACUGCGUGGCCCUACUGUUGGAAUACGGCGCCCGUAUUAAUCGGCUGUCGCUCAGCGGCCAUACAGUUUUGCACUACUGCAUCACCAAGGAGUCGGUGGACUGUGCUAGGCACCUCAUUCUCAACGGUGCCGAUGUGAAUUUGACCGGUCAAAACAUUGAUGACGACACACCACUUCACACAGCGGCUCGCUAUGGCGUUCCCGAGCUAACUGCGUUGUACCUGGCGCAUGGUGCAAAGGUUAACACGAGCAACUGUCGUUUGGAGACGCCACUCAUCAUUGCGGCUUACUGGGCCUUCUGUCCGCGCAAGCAGAUCUUCAGCCCUGACCAUCACCUAGUAUGCCGCAUCCUGCUCGACAACGGGGCCAACCCGAACUCAAUUGAGGAAGACAACAAAACUGCGCUGCACAAGGCAGCCUGGAACAGCGACCACACGCUGAUGGAGAUGUUGCUAACUGCUGGCGCUGACGCCAGGGCUAUGGACAUCAAUGGCUGCGCGCCUAUCCAGUACGUGAUCAAGGUCACCCAGGUGCGGCCGGGCUGCAUCCCUGAGCUCUGCUUUCAGCUGUUGCUUAACCACGGCGGCGCCCGUGUCUACCCGCCUCAGUUCCACAAGGUUCUGCAGGCCUGCCAUGAUUCCCCCAGAGCAGUAGAGGUCAUGGUGAACUCCUAUGAACACAUCAAAGCCACCAGUAAGUGGAGGACGUCUAUCGCUGAGGAAUCCUAUCAGCAACACCAAGAGUUCUAUGACUCCAUGUUCUCGGUGUGCUGCAACACUCCGCGCACUCUGACGCACCUGGCCCGCUGUGCCAUCCGCACUCACCUGCGGCAGCACUGCCACAGGGGCGUCCACGAGCUCCCCAUCCCCCCCUCCAUGGCACGCUACAUUCUCCUGGAGCCGGUGGGAAUCAUAUACUGACGCGGAGCUGUUACAGAGAGGGUUAAAAUAACGUUUGUUUCCGUGCCGCCAUGUCUGUACGAGGAGUCUACUAUGGCGUGAACCUCUGACUCUGAGCAGGCCUCAUUCUGAGGUGUCCUCAUGUGAACGUUUCUGGACCUGUUCCAACUCUGAGGAGUAAUGGAAUGGCUAUUUAAGAAACAGAACAACUUCAGCCUACUGCAGCUCUCUUAUUCACAGCAGCAUUGGGAGAUGACUCAUACCUGCAAUGGAGAGUUAUGUUUUUUUUUUCCUCUUUUUUUUCUGUAAAUUUUCUGUCUGCUUACCUUGCUGACUAGGCAGUGAAAACACUCAGCUGUUGCACAAGCACAACCAUACGAAUACCUCUCUGUCAAAUGUUUUCUCAGUAAACAGAAAAUAUUGAUAUUAAAUAAUGUAAUGU